Molecule: messenger RNA, 1990 nt
Organism: Staurois parvus
Lineage: Eukaryota; Metazoa; Chordata; Amphibia; Anura; Ranidae
Source: the annotation of a GenBank genome assembly
ACAGUUGAUGGGCUGGACAAAGCUUCCAUUGCAAACUGUGAUGCACCAAACUCAGGCAAUCAGUCACCUCCCUUAAAGAGGAAAGGAAGGCUCUCCUCCAUAGGCAAGAUCUUCAAGCCCUGGAAAUGGAGAAAGAAGAAGGCCAGUGAGAAAUUUCGAGAGACCUCAGCAGUGUUAGAACGUAAAAUUUCCAUGAGACAAAGUCGAGAGGAGCUUAUAAGAAGAGGAGUUCUCAAGGAAAUAACAGACCAUGAUGGUGAAAUACCAAUCAAUAUGGGAACAUCAAAUGGUCAUACAGUGCCAAUCAGUGAGGAACCACCAAAAGAACUGAAGCCUACAGCAGGAAAUGGAGCAAUAGCCUCAAAAACAUCUGCAUCAGAAGAAAAAGCUGAAGACAAGAAAGAGAGGGUUCGUGUCUGCCCAGAACUUCCACCUUCAGCUCCACCUCCACCUCCACUUAAACCCCCUCACAAAAAUCUUCCUUCCAAAAAUGUAGCUGGCAGUUAUAAGAAAAAUGAAGCAGCUACAAAACAACUUGCGGUUAGUUCUAGUAAGCAGCCACCAGCCACCCUUCCCAAGCCAACAAAUCGGGCAGCACGCAGCACUGAGUCAACUGAGAAGAGUGUAGGAGUGCCUGAGUCAAAAACAAAAAAAGCUGUCACUUCAAAAAUUUCUGCUGCUUCUGCUGGGCCAAGCCAUAGAAAAGAUGAGCCUUCCAGCAAAAAACCUGCCAAAAGCAUUUCCAAACAGCUGUCUGCUCCAGCACUUAAAACAACAAGUCGAGCAAGCACACAGGAAAAUAAUGCCUCUUCAAGUAACAGAAAAACAGCUGCCACUAAGACAUCAUCUUCCACACUGGCAUCGACUUCCUCCAGGCCAAAACCUUCAAAAGAGCAGUUAUCCAGCAAAGCUGGCAUCUCAACCACUCCGAGAGCCAAAAAAUUACCCAGCAAAUCUUUAUCUGUUGAUCAACCUAUGUUGUCGCAUGCUAGUUCUACAGGCCUAAGGAAACGGGACAGGACUGAGCCGGCUACUCAGCAGGUGGACUCUGACACACAAGAGACCAGUCCCAUAGAAAACACUCCUGCUGAACAGCAGCAAAAGCCACUGUCCACUUCUCCUGCUGUAAAACAUAAUUUAAAAACUCAGUGCAAUAUAUCUGAUGCAACACAAGAGGAAAGUCAGAAUGAUGACUCUGCCACUGUUAGUGAAAGUGUGCAGUUACCAGAAAACAGAUGCGCCAAUAAAAUUAGUCUGGAAAUAACUGGUGUGAAUGAAGAAAAUACUGAAAGUGAAGUUUCUUUGAAAAGCCAUGAUGACACCUCAAGCCUUAAAAGCCAGGAGGUGACAGAUGAAAAUUGUGAUACAUCAGUCAUUCCAGAUGGAGAUAGUGAAGGCAAAGAGAGCCAAACAAGUGAUUCUGACUCGGAUGGCCCCAUCCUCUACACAGAUGAUGAUGACGAUGAUGAUGACAGCACAGAAAGUACAUUGGCAAGUAAAAUCCGCCGUAGAGAUACACUUGCUAUAAAACUUGGGAACAGACCAUCUAAGAAGGACCUAGAAGACAAAAAUAUUCUGCCACGUAAUUCUGAAGAAGAACGACAUGAGAUGUGGCAGCAGAUUGGAACAAAGCUAGUGAGGAGACUCAGUCAAAGGCCCACCUGUGAAGAGCUAGAGCAAAGAAAACAUCUUAAAACAAAAAAAUGAAGAGGAGGAGCAGGAAGCGAGAAGAGAACUGAAACGAAGGCUUACACGCAAGCUUAGCCUGAGGCCUUCAGUGGCUGAACUGCAGGCCAGGCGUAUCUUGCGCUUCAAUGAAUAUGUAGAGGUUACAGAUUCUCUGGACUAUGACCGCCGUGCUGAUAAACCCUGGGCAAGGUUAACUCCUGCUGAUAAGGCUGCAAUUCGAAAAGAGCUUAAUGAAUUUAAAAGCACAGAAAUGGAAGUACAUGAAGAAAGUCGACAGUUUACAAGAUUUCACCGUCCAUAG